Ambispora leptoticha is the source of this 1148-nucleotide messenger RNA. NCBI's taxonomy places the organism in Eukaryota, Fungi, Glomeromycota, Glomeromycetes, Archaeosporales, Ambisporaceae. The record is from the annotation of a GenBank genome assembly.
GUAACGAUAAUAACGACUAUACUCAGACCCCGUCCUCUUCAUCUGCUUCAAAUUCACGGUUAACCACGGAAAAUGAGAGUAUACCGAGAAUCGGCCGAUCAAAAUUUACCCGAAUUCCAGUAGAAGACAAUGAACUCUCUCCAACAAUUAUAUCAACCAUUCAAAAUCUUCCACCGGAGAAUUUUGGAAACGAAGAUUCCUCUGACGAAAGUUCGGAUCUUUCAGACGACGAAAGUGAAUCAAGCUCUCCAAGGAAUAAUUACGGAUCAAACUCAUUGUCAAUAACAUCUCCGUCUAACGGCACAACUUCAAGAAUGGCAUCAUCGAUAUUAGAACAACCAAUUGCACCAGCCGAACAGAUGCGUGCUAUAGUGGUGAAUCGCCCCACCGCGCAAAUGAUUGAAAAUUUUCGGUUAUCAACUCAGUCAAUGAAAGAUGAGGAGGUCUUGGAUUUCGUAAUGAAACCAGUUCCACAAGGUCAAAAAGUUCUUUGCAAAAUAACUCGUAGCAAAGAUGGGUUUGGAAAAUUUUAUCCGCAAUAUGAACUCUUUGUGGAAGAUUUGACGGAUCAAACUCGAACAUUUAUGCUUGCAGCACGAAAACGAAAAAAAAGCAAAAGUUCUCAUUAUGUUAUCACUACAGAUAGACUUGGCGAUACAAUAAAACACAUUGUCGGUAAAGUCAGAUCCAAUUUUUUGGGAACUGCAUUUACCAUCUACUCGCAGGGCAGAAACCCAUUCAAACGUGAACAAAUUUCAGCAGAUGUUCCUCUUCGCGAAGAAUUGGGUGCGGUGGUCUAUGAUCCAAAUAUUUUGGGAUUUAAAGGUCCCCGUAAGAUGACAGAAGAGGAGACGCUGAUUGGAAAGUUUAAGAGCGGAAGUCAUCGAGACAUCUUAGUACUUCAUAAUAAAUCGCCUCAAUGGAAUGAAGAAACUCAAUCAUAUGUCUUGAAUUUUAGCGGACGUGUAACUUUGGCUUCUGUUAAAAAUUUCCAGAUUGUGCAUGAUAAUGAUUUGGACUAUAUCAUAAUGCAAUUUGGUCGAGUCUCUGAUGACACAUUUACUAUGGACUUUAUGUAUCCUAUGUGUCUGUUACAAGCUUUCGCGAUUGCAUUAAGCAGCUUUGAUGCAAAACUCGCUUGUGAAUAA